Messenger RNA from Symbiodinium natans, 1101 nucleotides. Lineage: Eukaryota; Dinophyceae; Suessiales; Symbiodiniaceae. The record is from the annotation of a GenBank genome assembly.
AUGGACAAGAAGGAAGACAAGGAGGAGGACAAGGCACCUGCAGUCGCCACUGACGAAGGGGACAAGGAUGCAGCGCAAGGAGCAUCGCAAACGGUGUACUCCUCAAGAGCCGAGAAGAUGAAGCAGAUCAGUACAGUGGUGGCCCCGGCCGCCCCGGCGGGCCGAGGGGACUUGCAGGCCAACUUGAAGUCGGACGAUCCGGAGGUUCUGAGGCAGGCGAUUGCCCAAGCCUUGGCUGGCCGGCAGAAGGAAACUGAUGCUGAAGAGCGGCUGCGCAAGCUGUACCAGCUGCCACCAGAUUGGGACAUCGCGACCUUUUGCAAGGGACAGAGGCUCAAAGGUGGCCUGGGCGGGCGCAAGGCCUCCACCGUCGUCGCUUUCCAACCUCAACCGCCCGAGGUCGUCAAAGCCAUGCAAGGGAUGCUGGAUGGGACCUAUCGCAAGGUCUACACGCGUGAUCGACGCGGCGCACCCAUCCCGGAUCGCUUCGUGGUUAAGGAAGUGCACCGGGUGCUCAACGACCAGGUGUGGCGCGAAUAUUGCGAGACCCGGGAAAAGAUCCGCGCGAGCCUGAAUGGAGAGAAGCCGACGCUUCCGGACGGAUCCCACACAGUGAACGUUCUGCAGAAGAGCGGUAUUGGGGCGCUACCCCAGCUGGACAGCGACGUGAAUGAGCACUGGCUCUUCCACGGCACGACCGCCGAAGCUGCAAAAGGCAUCGCGGAGAACGACUUCCGACUCGACCUAUCCGGCUCUAAUGCCGGCACACUCUACGGCAAAGGCAUCUACCUGGCAGAGAACGCCACGAAGUCCGAUGAGUACGGCGAAGGGCCCAAGGGCCCUGCCUCCACAGGCGAGGAGGCAGAGAUGGGCUUCGAGGCCCCUCGCCCACCUCCUGGACCACCUCCGCCGCUGGUCCGAGAGUCAUACAUCCUGGUUUGCCGCUCAUCGCUGGGCCGCGUGAACUACAACGACGAGCAGCGACCGGACCCCGACAGGCUGGUAAAGAGCUGCACCGAUGGCCAUUUCCAAUCUGUGCUGGGCGACAGGCUGAAGCUGAACAAGACAUUCCGUGAGAUCAUCGUGUACCUGGGACGAUAA